CACUUUUGGAAGUUAAUGGGUAAACAUAGAAAUUAGAAAGAGAGGCCCACCCCUCAAGCUAGUCAUAAUAAGUCAAUAUGCUAUCCUAACAUACACUUGAAUGCUAUUAAUCAUAUUAAUAAUCACCGUUAUUCACUACUAGCACUACCAGUUAGUAUCGAAUAAAGCAAUAAGGCUCCCCUUCCGCUUCCAUGUAAGUGAAUGUAAUGUAAUAGAAGUAAUAGUGACAUUCAUUCCAAUUCAAAUUCGACAUUUUAUAGUUCCAAGGAAAGCAAGACAGGCGUGAUGGGUUGCAACGCCUCAAGAGUGGAUGGACUUCCGGCGGUGGCUCUGUGCCGCGAGCGCUGCAACUUGCUGGACGAGGCCCUCCGCCAGAGCUACGCUGUGGCUGAUGCACACGUGGCACACAUGCAGUCCCUCAAAAGUCUUGGCCUCGCUCUCCACACCUUCUUCCGUCACUCUGAAACAUUACCAUUACCUCCUUAUUCUAAAUGCCAUCAACAUGUGCACUCUUCCUCCUCUGCCUCCUCAGGCUCAGUGGAUGAGGAUACAGAUACAGAUACGGAUGCGGAUAUGAAUAUGGAUACGAAUAAAAUAUCCCACUUGUUCAACCAAAGCACUACCCGUUAUGAUUCCUCACCUCCUCCUCCUCCUCCGUCACCGCCGAGCACCUCAGAAUGGGAUUUCCUCAACUUCUUUGACACUUCUUUCGACAAAUACCAUCUCCCCUACACUGCUCCCAAUCCGCACACUCCUACUCCUACUCAUCAUCAUCACACUCACAAAGGAGAAGCCAAGCAGCAGAAGGAGGAUGGUGCUGACGCUGCUGCUGCUUCUUCCAAGGAAAAGACUUCAACUUGGAACAAGAAAGAAUCGGAGGAUCCUUUCUCCAAAGGUAGUAGUUUCUCUGAGGCAAUGAAAGAGAUUCAGCUUCUUUUUGAGAAAGCAUCUGAAUCGGGAAACCCAAUCUUGGAAAUGUUGGACGUUGGCAAACUUCGGUACCAUCGCAAUAUAGCCGUUAAUCCAGUUGGUUGCAAGUUGAUGCAGGUAUUUACUAGUCCUUCAACGCCUGUCACGGUCCAUUGCAGCAUGCAAUCAUCCCUCUUGGUUGGUCGGAGAUCAAUGGGAUCCGAGAAUGUUUGCUCUACUCUAAACAAGCUAUGUAUGUGGGAGAAGAAGCUCUACGAUGAAGUCAAGGGCGAGGAGAAAUUGCGCAUAAUCCAUCAGAACAAGUGUAGGCAGUUGAGGCGCAUCAGUAAAAAAGGUGCUGAUGCUCACAAGAUUGAUUCCCUGGAGACCAUGAUUGCUCUUCUAGCUACCAAAAUGAAAAUAUCUUUCCAAGUAGUUGACAACAUAUCUAACACCAUAUGCGACUUGAGGGAGCACCAGUUAUGGCCGCACAUCAGCACCUUCCUCUUUAGGUUUCUUCGAAUGUGGAAAGACAUGCUAGAAUGUUACAAACGACAGUGUAGGCAGAUUGCUGAAGCCAGGAGUUUAGAUACCUCCUUCAACGAAAAGCUCAGUAAUUCUCAUCUCUAUGCAGCAAUAAAACUCAAAUCUGAGAUUAAGAACUGGACUCUAAGCUUCUCAGAUUGGAUAUACGCCCAAAAGUCGCAUGUCAAAGCGUUGAAUGGCUGGCUAGUAAGAUGCCUGAUGCAUGAUCUUGAAGAAACAACAGCAGUACCACCCUUUUCCUCUGGUGGGAUUGGUGCACCGCCUCUGUUUGUCAUCUGCAGCAAAUGGUCACGGGCAAUGGAUGAUCUAUCGGAGAAGGAAAUGGUGGAAGCCGUCAACGGAUUCAUCCUCAGAGUGAAUGAGAUCUUGGAUAAGCAUAUCUCAGACCCUCGUCAAAAAGCAACAUUGGACAAGGAACUGGAGAGACAAGUGAAAAUCUUGGAGAGGCAGGAGCAAAAGAUGCACAAAGUGAUUCAGUCUCGGGAGAUAAAGAUGGGUAGAGGGGAUGCUGUGCAUCGUGGUGAACUUCUUGCUGCUAUGAGCUUGCAGUCAGGUCUCCAACAUAUUUUUGCUGCAAUGGAGAGGUUCACUGCCUCCGCCACUCGUGCAUAUGAACAAUUGUGCCAGCAAAUUGAGCUAGACAACCAUCUUUCGGGAGAUCUCAACAACAUUCAUUAGUUUUCUUUCGCUUUAUUCAUAUUGCACCAUUCGUUGAUUCUUGUCGCAUUGCAUCCAAGGUUUUAUAUGUCAUAUAUGUUAACCUUCGAAGAAAGGGUUGGUUAAUUGAAAUUUACAUGUUACGCAUUUAAAAUAAAAUUUAACUUUGAUACAAAUAUAAAAUAAUUUUAUACGUGCAUUCAAUUACGUAAUGCACCUAAAAAUAACUACCUUUUACAUUAAUAGUGUGAAUGAUCAUGGAAAAAAACGGAUGUGAUUGUAUGUUCGGUGCAUUAAAAUUAAACUUCUUAAAAUAAGUUAAAAUGUUUAUUUGAAAUUAAUAAAAUAAGG
Molecule: messenger RNA, 2463 nt
Organism: Arachis duranensis
Lineage: Eukaryota; Viridiplantae; Streptophyta; Magnoliopsida; Fabales; Fabaceae
Product: protein ALTERED PHOSPHATE STARVATION RESPONSE 1-like
Exons: 4
Coding region: 286-2133 (615 amino acids)
Source: RefSeq, a predicted model, not a curated record